AUGGUGGCGAGAACUCGUUCUGGUCGCGCGAAGGGAGAAGAUGGUAACGCUGGCGCUGCUUUUCGCAUGAGGGAUGACGACGGCAGAGGUUUGGUGUUGGUCGCUGCUACCUUGACACCGCUGCCGCUACUGGUCGUCCCCAUGUUCAAGAGAGGACUUGAUUCCUCGCGAUCGUCAUUGGAGGGGCCGAGGGCAUUGGCGGUGUUGGUUUGA
Linum trigynum is the source of this 213-nucleotide messenger RNA. The record is from the annotation of a GenBank genome assembly. Lineage: Eukaryota; Viridiplantae; Streptophyta; Magnoliopsida; Malpighiales; Linaceae.